Molecule: messenger RNA, 1364 nt
Organism: Beta vulgaris subsp. vulgaris (sugar beet)
Lineage: Eukaryota; Viridiplantae; Streptophyta; Magnoliopsida; Caryophyllales; Amaranthaceae
Product: zinc transporter 2
Exons: 2
Coding region: 73-1122 (349 amino acids)
Biological process (GO): zinc ion transmembrane transport
Cellular component (GO): membrane
Molecular function (GO): zinc ion transmembrane transporter activity
Source: RefSeq, a predicted model, not a curated record
UUAAAAUUCCAAUCAUGCAAUAACAAACAUAACUAAUUAAAGUCUUGUAAACUUUCAAAACAUAGAGUUACAAUGUGUUUUACCUCUUUUUCCCUCUCAAAAUCUCUCAAGUCAACUUGUUUGAUUAUCCUCAUAUUUUCUCUCCAAUUCAUCUUGAUCAAUGCUCAUGGAGGCAUUUCUCACGAUGAUCACGGUGAACCUGACAGCGGCGGCGACGACUCCAUUAGCACUUCCAAUAAUAAUCUGAUCAAUUCAAGGAAGCUUCUGAUAGUAAAAAUAUGGUGUUUAGUCAUAUUCUUCAUUAGCACCUUCAUGUUUGGUGUUUCACCCUACUUCUUACGAUGGAAUGAAAGUUUUCUCGUUUUUGGGACUCAGUUUGCUGGAGGAGUGUUCCUUGGAACAUCCAUGAUACAUUUCUUAAGCGAUGCUUCUUCGGUUUUUCGAAAUCUUACAUCGAUUGAAUACCCUUUUGCUUUCAUGUUGGCUUGUGCUGGUUAUGUUUUCACCAUGUUUGGGGAUUGUAUUAUUAUGUAUGUUGCCAAGAAAAGUGCAGGAAAAUGUAGGGUAGGAGUUGAAGGUGAUAGAAAUGAAGAGGAUGAUGCAGAGAAAGAUGGAGCAGUGGAACAUAGUCCAAUGUUUAUAAGGACUACAUCAGUUGGGAACACUUUUCUUCUUAUAGCUGCACUUUGUUUUCAUUCAAUUUUUGAGGGAAUUGCAGUUGGUAUUGCAGAUAAUGAAAGGGAUGCAUGGAAGAACCUAUGGACAAUAUCCUUGCACAAGGUUUUCGGGGCCAUUGCAAUGGGGAUUGCCUUGUUAAGAAUGAUCCCAAAACGACCAUUAUUGGCAACCGUGGCAUACUCUUUUUCCUUUGCAAUUUCGAGCCCUAUCGGUGUAGGGAUCGGAAUGGCCAUUGAUGCAACCACAGAAGGUCGAGCAGCUGACUGGACUUAUGCCAUUUCCAUGGGUUUUGCUACUGGGAUAUUCAUCUAUAUUGCUAUUAAUCAUCUUAUCUCCAAAGGCUAUAAGCCACAUUCUCCUUGUUACUUUGACACCCCAUUUUAUAGGUUCUUUGCUGUUUUUCUUGGGGUUACUGUUCUUGCAAUUGUCAUGAUAUGGGAUUAACUAUAUAGUAUAUCCACAAAGUUCAUAUUACUAAUUCUUAAGAUGAUUGAGACCUUGUUAUUAAAUUUUGGUCCAGUGAAUUGCAUAUGUGUAUUAUUUAUGCACGAGAAUGUAAGUGUUAUACUUCUUAUAAUCCAAAAUAAUUGUAACACUUCUGUCCUACGUAAUUUAGGAAGCUUCAAAAAAUUUGCAAUUUAUGUGACUAAUGUAAUGACUGAGUUAUCUGUUUUUCUUUUUUGUUA